GGUUUUGCAAAAUCACUUUCUUUCACAUUAAACGUUACCGAAUUCAAAAAGAAGUCAUGAAAUCAAGCGGUAAAGAUUUAGAUUCAGGAGAUACUUUACUAGCUGAAAAGCAACUCAAAUUUGGAGCACACAUAACAUUCCAACAUAUAUGUACUGUCCUUGAAGAUGCCCUAGAUAAACUGGCUGUUUUGGGUAUUAUACCAUAUGCUCAGGAAGGUUUGGCGGAAGCUCUCGUAAAGGAAGAUAUUGAGGCUGAACUAAAGAAUCUUGAAAAGGAGACAGAGGAAGAGAAGAAACAAAUAUUUCGAAUGCAAAACAUUCUAAAAGAAUGUGUGACAUUACAAAGAGCUCGCAAAAGAUUACAUAACCGUAUCAAAGAUCGAUCUUUUGACUAUCACUUUCAGCUAAUAUCUGCUCGUCUUAUCCAAGAACAAUUGCUUUUCCCAAAUUAUUUAGUGAAAGUAGAAAAAGACCGAAUUUUUUUGAAUAAAAUCAUUGAAAAUACAAGAGACGAAAUUAUAAGUAAAUGCACAUAUAAUCACUUGGUACAGGCCAUUGAUAACACCAAUGCCGUUAAUGCAGAACGUGAAAAAUGUCUUGGAGAGUGCAUCGAGACGGAGAAACGACUUCUCCAAGUUUCACGUCAAUGUCUGAAAGUAAAACAACAACUGAAACUGGAAAUUCAGGAUUUAGACGAUAUUAUUGAGUAUAUGAAGGUGAAACGCCAGAAAAGAAAGUAUGACAACUCCUUGGCUUCAAGGUAUACAACGAAACACACCGCCCUUCAAGUAGAACAAAAAAUGAACGUCAUAAAAAACUCCUUUUCCGAUUUGCAAGCAGAACUUGAGCAAGUGAGAGAAAAAAUGAGACUAGAAAAUAGUGCCACGAAAACUAUUACAGGAUUCUUGAAAAAAUCGCAGAGUAAACAUGAAGAAAUGCUGGAAUAUUGGAUGGAUCGAUAUGAACAAGAUGUUGAAGUAAUUACGAAAAAGCUAGAACAACUAAAGCACUCUCGGAGUCAAACUUGGGAACAAGCAUUGAAUAUGUUGCGAAAUUAUAACCAAUAUGAAACUAUCGUGAACGAUUACAAGCGGCAAGAGGAGGAAGAAAAUGUGACUAAAGACUAUGAAUUUAGUAUUCUUCGAUCUGCCAUCCAAAUUCAGUCAUGGUGGCGAUUAAUAAUGGUUCUGAAGCGACUUGGCCCUUUCAGGAAGAGAAGAGACAAGAAAAAGAAAAGUUCAAAGUAAAUUGUAGCUUGGAACGUUUUUUCAACACAAUGUUUGUGUAUUUAAUACAUUAAAGGAUUUUACUUUACUUAUUAUCACAAACAGUAAAUUAAUUAUCUUGAAAUUAAUUACAUAAAAGAAGAAGAAAGUUGGGUUGACACCUCUUGCAAACCAGAACGUAUUUAAUGUGCAGACCUCUCAGACUAUCAAACACUUCUUUUCGCUUUUUAUCAAAAGUACCUUUUGAUUGAUGAACUCUACGGACAUAUUCACGUGUGUUGUUUAUAAAUGUAUAUAGUUUUUACUUUAGUUCCAAAUAAAGGUUUUCAAGUUCUACAUGACCAUAUAUGCAAGGACGAAA
Messenger RNA from Octopus bimaculoides (California two-spot octopus), 1587 nucleotides. RefSeq names its product dynein regulatory complex protein 9. Gene Ontology annotation, biological process: cilium organization. Gene Ontology annotation, cellular component: motile cilium; cytoplasm. NCBI's taxonomy places the organism in Eukaryota, Metazoa, Mollusca, Cephalopoda, Octopoda, Octopodidae. The record is from RefSeq and is a predicted model, not a curated record.